AUGUUCUCAAUUCCUAAUGAUAAAGCCUCGAGGGUUGAUGGUUAUAAUAGUAUGCUUUUCAAGGCUGCUUGGGAAAUAAUAGGAGAUUAUAUCUCUACUGCUGUGCCAAACUUCUUCAAAACUGGAAAAAUUCUUAAAGAACUCAAUUGCAUCACCAAGCUCUUAUGUGAGAAGCUAAGGCUGGUGUUGCCUGAUGUUGUUUCUGAUACUCAAGGAGCUUUCUUGGCUGGAAGGAGUAUUCUUCAUAAUGUCUUAAUUUGUCAAGAUUUAGUGAACAUGUACAGAAGGAGCCAGACAAUCAGAUGUUGCAUGUUUAUGUUAGAUAUCCAAAAGGCAUAUGAUACGGUCGAAUGGGAGUUCAUACAAGAAACGCUUCUUGGUCUUGAGUUUCCGGUCGUUUUCACAGGUUUGAUUAUGACUUGUGUCAAAAGUCCUAGUUUCACUUUGAUGCUAAAUGGUGUGCCUACUGGGGUUUCUUAA
This is a messenger RNA of Spinacia oleracea (spinach), 480 nucleotides long. RefSeq lists its product as uncharacterized. The transcript has 2 exons. The record is from RefSeq and is a predicted model, not a curated record. Lineage: Eukaryota; Viridiplantae; Streptophyta; Magnoliopsida; Caryophyllales; Amaranthaceae. Bases 1 to 480 code for a protein of 159 amino acids.